CAUGACAGACAUUUUUGAUUUCAGAGACAGGCAGAGCGUUUCCGAGAAGUCGGAAGCAAAUAUAUAUAUAUUUUUACGUUUACCAGCUUUACUAAAUGUUGUUUUCCCCAUAACCCCGAAAUCGCCUUGAUCAACAGGUGUUCACAUUAUGAAUUAGCUGUUUACAUCAGCGCACCCAAGUAGUCGUCUCAGGUUGUCAUCGAGCUAAAGACUGCAAGCCAACAUGAGUCCAGAAGGAAAGACCCUGCUCAACAUCAUUAUCCUGGGCUUGGGGUUCAUGGUUAUUUUUACUGCCUUUGGCACCUGCGGGAACAUUGAACAAACCGUGAUAAAGAGUUUCAACAGUACAGAGUUUCAUGGAAGUGGCUACACAAGCAUGGCGAUUAUCUACGCCGUAUUCUCUGCGUCUAACCUUAUAGCGCCCUCGGUGAUAGCUGUCAUUGGACCUCAGUUGUCUUUGUUUUUUAGUGGACUUGUUUACAGUGGUUAUAUUGCUGUUUUCAUUCAUCCGUACACCUCGUCAUUCUACACUUUAUCUGUGUUGCUUGGAAUCGCCGCUGCAGUGCUCUGGACAGCCCAGGGGAAUCUGCUCACCAUCAACUCCAAAGAUUCCACCAUUGGGAGAAACAGUGGAAUAUUUUGGGCAUUGAUGCAGUUUAGCUUAUUCUUUGGUAAUCUCUACAUAUUUUUUGCCUGGCGUGGCAAGAGUCACAUAACAGGUGUUGGUGAAAUACUUGGCGGGGGAGUAUUUGGGAUCCUAGAUAAGUGUAAUCGUUUCGGCAGAAACCCGGUGGUGUUUUUGGGCCUGUUCACCCAUAUAGUGGCAUUCUUCCUCAUCUUCCUCAACAUAGCCAGUGAUGCUCCCGUGGCCCCAGAGGAAGGCACACAAAUGCAAGCUUUUAUCCAGCCCAGUGUGACUGUGGCGCUGAUAUGCAGUUUUCUGCUGGGUCUGGGUGAUAGUUGUUUCAACACUCAGCUCAUCAGCAUUGUGGGCUUCUUGUUCCGGGAGGACAGUGCUUCAGCAUUCGCAGUCUUUAAAUUUGUUCAGUCCAUCACAGCUGCGGUGGCCUUCUUCUACAGCAACUAUUUUCUCCUGCACUGGCAGCUGCUCAUUAUGGUGCUGACGGGCUUCCUGGGCACCAUUACUUUCUUUGUGGUGGAGUGGGGCGUUAUCAGCAGUCGACGGGACUCUGAUUAUGACAGUAUCUGAUAGGAAGAGUUAGAAGGACUGAAGUGCCAGAACGACCGUCUCAUCUCCAGCCAUCAGACACCCAAAAAUGAAACAUCUGUCAUGAUUUACUCAUCCUCAGUUUCAUAGGGUGUUGUUUUGUGGAACACGAGGGGAGUUUUCUGAAGAAUCUUCAUGCAGCUCGUUUCACCACAAAGACCGUUCAUAGUGACCACAGAUGUCAAGCACUGAAACAAACAUGAACAUGCCAUACUACUCAUGCACUAUAUUACAAGUUUUCCGAAGCCCUACAAUUGCUUUGUCUCAGGAACAUAUUGAAAUGUAAGCUGAUAAACUUCCCUCCUGUCAAAGCUCUAAAAUCAAAUCCACAUUCAAACAUGCCACUUUAACUCUUUGCAUGAGGUUCAGCCAAACUCUAUUGGUCUUUUGUAUGUGUCGUAAACGAACACAACUUACCAGUUUGAAUACAAGGAAUGAGAUUUGCGAGCUGGGGCCUUAAUUGCCCUAAAUUUCAGUCUGAUCCUCAAAGAAAACGAUUACAUGACAUCAGACAGAGUGCAUUAGACAUAUUUAUUGGUGCAUUUUGGAGCUUGUCAGAUGUGGUCACUUUGAAUUUUGUUGUGUGGGAAAGAGAUGUGUAACGAGUCCUCUGAAAUUCAGCUUUUUUGUUCCAUGAAAUCCAAAAAUGAGGUUAUGUAAAUGAAGACAGGGGUUUUUUAGGUGAACUACUCCUUUAUGUAGUUAUUGAAGUUCUAUUUAAACUCAGAUAUUGUAAAGAAGUCUUAGUGCAAAUGCAAUAAAUCACUUAAAUGUACACUACCGCUGUGAGACUAUAGAUGAGAAAUAUGAUUAAAGAAAAUCAGUAUCAGCGUGAAACACUCAAUGCACAGUCAGUAAUUAAAUUAGAAUGUCUUGUUUAUUUUAAUUAUUUUGCCAGUUGUCUUUUUGUUUUUUAAGAAAACAAUUUUGCCAAAGAUUGAAGCACUCUAGAAAUGUGCUUCUUUUUUUUAGGUUUGUCCUUGUUUGUGUGAAGUGAGCAAAUAUGUCAAUGAAACCGAUUGCUGAUGUAAUCGAUAGAAAACAGAAAGAAAGACAUGGGAAUCAUUUUUUGUAAUUGCAAUUAUACUAAUAUCAAGCUGGGCUUAAGUCAACAUGCCAUUGUAAAUAACAAUGCAUUGAGAAAGACUCUCUUAAUACAUUCACAAUACGUAUGUUACGAGCUCAUUUGCAUGGGAGUAGGAGCUACAUGUAGGUUAUUACGGCGAAAACGGUUCAGAGCAAUCUAUAGGAUGAUGAGGGAAAAUGUGACAAGAAUAUCUGGUCGUAUACUUGAAUGUAUCGUACUGUAAAAAUGGUAAUGGCACCUGGAUAUUCUGUUUUCUUUUAUAAAUAUGUGUAUAUAUGGGAUUAAAGUCCUUUUUGAGCC
Molecule: messenger RNA, 2615 nt
Organism: Sinocyclocheilus grahami
Lineage: Eukaryota; Metazoa; Chordata; Actinopteri; Cypriniformes; Cyprinidae
Gene: mfsd11
Product: major facilitator superfamily domain containing 11
Exons: 11
Coding region: 224-1210 (328 amino acids)
Source: RefSeq, a predicted model, not a curated record